CUAGGGCGGGCAGUGGGUGGUCAUUUGACGUCUAAUAUUACUGCUCAGAAUCCGAGAGCGGGCAACUUAUAUGGACUCUGCUCAUUAAAUUAGUCAGAUAACUAACUAUUUGGCAAUUCAAGUGAUGUCCAAUAAAUGUUGCAGAUCCCACAGGUCUAUUUAUAUGGACUUUGCUCAUUAAGGAAUCAAGAAUAUAGCAGCAGCACCAGCACAUCUGAAAUCAUGGACAGCAAAAUCAUGAGAGCUGAUAUUCACGACGCGUCGUUUUCUUCUUACCUCAAUGCUUCAGUAGAGAGCUUUGGAAUAAGCUUGGAGAAAACCAAGACAAAAGAGGCUGAUAUCAGUGUCUUUGCAGCUGAAAAGUAUUUCAGCGUGAAAUCGGAUGGUGAGAAGUUGAAAGCUUUAGAUAUUAACGCACCUAGCAUGGGUGGAAUUACGAAGAAGGUGCAGCUUGGUUACCACCAGACCGGACCAAGAAGCAGCAGGCCUGGAACUCCAAGUGUGAGUUCUGAGGCUAGUUGGAACAGUCAAGCUGCUUUGCUACAAUCUUCCUUGAGAAACUCGUCUCAGGGUCAGCAAGAGAAGAUUAGUCGAAGAUAUAUAUUAGCCUGUUUUGGCUGCAACCGUUCUUGUUUGGGUGAAGAUUCCAUUUUUGUCCGUAAAAAUGUUCCUGAAGGAGCAGUUCAUGGACAAGAACUCAUGAAACAAUCCAUCCAAGUUGCUCCUAGUCCUGUCAAGAGGUUCAUCCCUGUGAACAGAGAAAAGCAUUCUGGGAUGCAAAGAUUGAAUAUUAAAAAGCUGUUGAAAGAAGAAAGGAAUGGAGAGGAAGAAGAGCUAGAGAUGUUUGGUUCGAAGAUUAUAAAGAAGGGAGACGUACAAUGGUACCUGGAGAGGAAGCUGUCUAUGUUAACUUGGGAUGCCAUUCCUAAAUCCCAAAACAUCACAAUUAGUUCCGCGAGCAGCCAGCUUUAUGCAGACGUAGAAAGUGAAGGAAGUUCAGAUCUGUUUGAGAUAGAGAAUCUAUCCGGCAGUCGAAAACCCCACUAUGAUUCGAGCUUUAUGACCUCUAUUACGACUACAUAUGAGCCAAGUGAAAAAAGAAGAAUCGAGUGGAGUAUUGCAGCAGCCAGUGUUACAGAUUUCUCCGCUGUCUCGGAUUACUACAAAAUGAAAAUGGCAGGAAGGCCUGAAGGUCCUCGCUUGGCAACAAAACCAAGUGAAUUAGCUGCAACCAAAUCCUUGACGCCGCAAAGAAGCCGCCCAAGCAGCUUACUGGGGUGCAAGAGCCACAAAGCAGUAAGAGUUGCAGAAAAUGCAUACAAAAUCAAAUGAAAAUGCAAAUCCCAGCAACAGCAGAAUCAAAGGACAUAUAAACUGUUUGAUGCCAGUGAGGAAGUCAUGUCAUAAGCUGAUAGAGUAUGGCGAAGCGUGACGGCCGGUGAUUGUGGAUAAACAUAUAGAUAUGGUAGUGGUGUGGAUUCAAAAGGUGAAAUUGUAGCUUAAUCCAUGGAAGUAACUUUUCUUGCUAUUUGUUCUUAAUGUGAAUAAAAAUAUGUUUACAGCUA
This is a messenger RNA of Tripterygium wilfordii, 1565 nucleotides long. Its product is annotated as protein PHYTOCHROME KINASE SUBSTRATE 1-like. The transcript is spliced from 2 exons. Gene Ontology annotation, biological process: phototropism. NCBI's taxonomy places the organism in Eukaryota, Viridiplantae, Streptophyta, Magnoliopsida, Celastrales, Celastraceae. The coding region runs from base 136 to 1332 and encodes 398 amino acids. The record is from RefSeq and is a predicted model, not a curated record.